Messenger RNA from Ambispora leptoticha, 279 nucleotides. Lineage: Eukaryota; Fungi; Glomeromycota; Glomeromycetes; Archaeosporales; Ambisporaceae. The record is from the annotation of a GenBank genome assembly.
AUGAGCACCGGUAAGAGUACGCUACGAAAAAGACGAGAUCGUUUUGAAGCAAAGCAUGCGUACAUAUAUUUAGGUUGUAUGUUCCCCUCAAGUCAGAUACAGUAUUUACAAAAUUAUUGUUUGCCGACUGAAGAGGAGCAGCAUGCAAGUCAUGAUAAUCAUGGGCGACCCCGGGAUAAUAUGACUGAGUGUGGAAUUGAGACUUUCAGAAAUUAUCAUUUUCCUGCUGAUUCCAUUGGUGGCUACAUAAACAAUGACGAAUAUAUCCGAAAAUUUUAG